CUAUCUGUGAUAAAAACUUCAGGUGUGUUUCCGUACAAGGGGUUCUUCAGGUUCUGAGGUCGAAGUGUUCAUCAUGGAUCACGACAAGUAUGGGAUCCGCAAAGCCAUAAAGGAAGACUGUGAAUCAAUCCAGCGACUAAUACAAGAAUUAGCCGACUACGAAAAAAUGCCGAAUGGUCCCCAACUCGACCCAAAAACGCUAGAGCAAGAUGGAUUUGGGAUCCGUCCUUUUUUUGAAGCAUUUGUAGCUGUGGAGAAAGAGUCGAACCGGAUCAUUGGAUUUGCGCUAUAUUUCUUUACGUAUUCUACCUGGCAAGGGAAGUCGUUGUACAUGGAGGAUAUUUACGUACAGCUCCAACAUCGACGGAAAGGGGUUGGUUUGUCCCUCCUUCGCGCCGUCUCCCAGGCGGCGCUUUCAGAAAACUGUGUUCGCUUGAACUUUUCCGUUUUGAAUUGGAAUUCACCUUCCAUUGAAUUCUAUAAGUCAUUGGGGGCAUCAGAUUUGACAGAGAAAGAAGGGUGGCACUGUUUUCGGAUGAAUAGAGCCGAAAUCGAACAACUAGCCCAAUGUAAAGCGUGAUACACUUAACGAUUUCUAUUAAACAUUGUAAGCUAAAACCACAACAACAAAAAAUUCCCUUUUUGUUGAUGAAAUACCUUGACAUUUGGUACAAAGGCCUUAUUGAAUAUGCAUUUGCAGCGAUUUAAACACGAGCAGUUAGACUUUCUUGUCAGGAAUUCAGCAUGUGGUAAAUCUUAUGUUUAGUAAAAAUUCCACAAGUUCCAGUUUAAAUUAAAGGGAUUGCUUUGAAUAUUACAGUCCUCAUAGCUGAACGGUAGAAUCUUAUUGAAUAGUGACACCGUCUACCUACAGUUCUGUUCCUGACUGUGGUAAACUAAAUUAAGCAAUAAAAUAUGAAAUGUUUGUUAAACUGAUAA
Molecule: messenger RNA, 939 nt
Organism: Daphnia carinata
Lineage: Eukaryota; Metazoa; Arthropoda; Branchiopoda; Diplostraca; Daphniidae
Product: thialysine N-epsilon-acetyltransferase-like
Exons: 6
Coding region: 74-580 (168 amino acids)
Molecular function (GO): N-acetyltransferase activity
Source: RefSeq, a predicted model, not a curated record